Molecule: messenger RNA, 945 nt
Organism: Colletotrichum lupini
Lineage: Eukaryota; Fungi; Ascomycota; Sordariomycetes; Glomerellales; Glomerellaceae
Exons: 6
Coding region: 1-945 (314 amino acids)
Source: RefSeq, a predicted model, not a curated record
AUGAGCCACUGCACGAUUCUUGGGAUAUGCGAACAUGAGAAUUGUUUAGAUGUUCCUGAGGAGCGCUGUGUUGAGAGAUUGGCAGCUACACUUACAGUUGCGCGAUGGCGACGGGAAUUGUACUUGCCGGCAGCGGAGUCCUCCGCCCCCCGACUAUACCGGCGAGACCUACCGCCUCAAGCAAAGAAACUCAACCUUGUCAAACAAACGUUGGCUGAAGCUCGCCUCGUUCCGGGUGGUGCGCUCGAGUUGCCCGUGGAUCAGACGGAGAGGCCCUUGGCCAAGAGCUACACGGGCCGAUGCGAGGAGGCUCUUCUCUUCCCCCUUCGAGGCUCACUUGCAGAUGUCGAACUCACGGUUAACGAGACCCAGCGGAUGGGUCGGUCCCAGUGUCUGCUUGUCUGCGGAUGUGGGCUGCUAAGCGCGGGAACGAGGGGCAGUCGGGGGUGGAUGAGCGGCACAGGUAAUAUUGACGCUUUUUGCCCAGGCCUCUCGAUGCUUCUGAUACGCUCAACACGAUGGACGUACGGAUUCGAAAUAGACAUUACAUGCAAUGCGGAUUUAAUGUGGAUUGCAUGGUUCGUUGGAGGUCUGAGAAAAGUGAUGAGCGGACUUAUUGACGUCUUCCUCCCAUGUUUCUACACCCCCUACCCCGGCCCCCAGCCCCAGCCGCCGUUUUGCGUUUUCCCCUUCCCGUCUCCGCAAAGCAGCGGCCGUCGUGCAGCUCAGCUCAGCUCAGUUCUGGAGAAGGUCCAGGCGGUCGAGGGUGUUCGCGCAAGGGAGAGGUCCACCAGCCCACAAACCCACGAACACCGAACCCAACCCCCGCAAGACCCAAUUCUUUUGUCAUUGCUUUGGGUUUCCACUUUACUACUGCUGCUGCUGCUUCGCUCACAUCAUGUUGAGGCUAAACGAUGGGAAGACGAACGGGCCAUCAUCACAUAA